Molecule: messenger RNA, 1499 nt
Organism: Solenopsis invicta (red fire ant)
Lineage: Eukaryota; Metazoa; Arthropoda; Insecta; Hymenoptera; Formicidae
Product: myo-inositol 2-dehydrogenase
Exons: 4
Coding region: 83-1246 (387 amino acids)
Biological process (GO): NADPH regeneration
Cellular component (GO): cytoplasm
Molecular function (GO): nucleotide binding; oxidoreductase activity
Source: RefSeq, a predicted model, not a curated record
AAGAAGCUCGUCGUUAGCCACACCGGCCUUUUGGUUGCAAUAGAGAUUUCGGAUUAAUCGUAAAGUAUAAUUCGUGGUAACGAUGGCGACAGCCAAGUUCAAAGACACAUCCCCCUACGUCAAGCCGAAGCCUUCACCACCGGCAGAAGAUUUCCUCUAUAGAAAAUACUUGGAAAACAUCGCUCUGAAGAUGGAUAAUCAGGAGGAUCCGAUAAUCAAAGUAGCUCUGUUCGGCGUGGGUCGCGCCGGAGUGAUACAUUUAGAGAACAUAACUUCCAGUAGACGUGUUCAACUUUUAUACAUUGUUGAUGAUGUCGAGAGCAGUUGGCAAAGUAUGCGGAAGUACUGGCACCUGGAUAACGUUGUCUUCCUAAAUAGCAAGCAGUCUGACAAAGUAUUCAAAGAUCCUAACGUCGACGCGGUCGUAGUGGCGUCGCCGACCUACACGCACGAGAACAUCGUUAUCAAAGCUCUGGAAGCGAAAAAGGCGGUCUUCUGCGAGAAACCAAUAGCGGAGAAUCGUGCGGACACCGUCAAGUGCUACGAGAUAGCCAAGAAAGUCGGCAAACCGUUGUUCACCGCGUUCAACCGGCGAUUCGAUCCAAGCUACUCAAAUGUGCGAGACCGAGUUCGCAAAGGGGAGGUCGGACACGUUCACACAAUUAAAACUGUCUCCCGCGACUCUCCCCUGCCCUCCAUAGAGUACUUGAGAGUAUCCGGCGGUAUUUUCCAUGACUGUCUGGUCCACGACAUCGAUAUGAUCACCUGGGUUCUCGGAGAAUUCCCAGAUAAGGUUUCGGUUCUGGCUGACUCGAACGUUCCGGAGAUCAAGGCAAUCGACGACUUCGACACGGUCGGAGUGACCAUGCACUUUCCGUCAGGAACCAUCGGCAUGAUCGAUUUGUCGCGCAACAGCUCGUACGGAUACGAUCAACGACUGGAGGUCUUCGGUCCGGGGGGCAUGGUGCAAGCCAACAACGAACAGCCAAACUCCGUUUGUUUGCAGCGUGAUCUGCAUGGACCGACCACCGCCCCGAUCUGUUACUCGUUCGCUAGUCGUUUCAUGAACGGCUACCGAAGAGAGUUUGAUCACUUUAUCGAUGUGGUGCACGGUAAGGUCGAGUCGAUGGUCAAGUCGAGGGAAAUCCUGGCAGUGAGCAAGAUCGCUACAGCCUGCGAAGAGUCCGCUCGUACGGGGAAAAUCGUGAAUCUCAAGUGGUCGGACAGCGAGUUGCCCGAUAAUUGAUGAGCGACAAGACUUGAAACUGUUUCUUUACUUAUGUAGCAUCUUCUUUGAUACUAUUCUGAUAAAUUGCCCAAUUAUAAUAAAAUUUUUUAAUGAAUAACAUUCACAGAAGUGUAUGAAAAGACAUUUCUGUGAGUGCUAUUUAUUUAAAAAUCUACAUGCAGGCCCUUCUUUCACCUAGAGGAUUGUACCCGAGAGAUAAGAGUGCGGAUAUUAUGCAGUAAUGCUUUAAUAAAUGAUUCUCAAAAAUCCA